CGGGGCUGGCGGCCUCGCCCUGCCGCGGUCUCGGUGCGUUGUGGGCUCUUCCCUCUCGACCGAAGCGAUGGCGGCGUUCGAUGCCUCCGAUACAGCACUGAAGCGGUUCGCCCUGAGAUGAAGGCCUCGUGCUGCUGUACUUGCUGUACCUGGGUGCAGUGCAGCUGUCAGCCUCCGAGCUGCUCUGCUUGCUGACGCUGAAAAGUGUGGGAUUUUGACUGUUCAAAAUGAAUGAGCAUCCUAAGAAGAGGAAACGGAAGACACAGCACCCUUCUCGAUAUUCAGAUUCUUCAGGUGCCCCUAAAUAUAUAGACAAUAGUGGGAUUUUUUCUGACCACUGCUACAGUGUUUGUUCUAUGAAACAACCAGACAUAAAGUAUUCUGAAAACAGAGGUAGAUACCAUAGUCCGGUGCAGGGCAUAGACACAGAUGAUGAUGGGAGUCCAGUGCAUGCUGGGACUUCUCAGUGGAGUGGGUCACAUUCAAACGUAGGGUUGCACUAUACAGACCCUAAAAAGAAGGAUAAAGAUAAAGCUGCUAAUAAUGGAAUGUGCAAAGACAUAUGUGACUCACCUAUAUUCAGUGACAGCCCUACAGAAGAAGAAAAACCUCUUGAUAUUCAAACCGUAGAAAUUUCUACAACAGAAGUUAAUGCUGUAGAAGUCCAUGAUAUAGAAACACAAACUGUGUCACCUGAGAAGCUAGAAGCUGAGGACCUAGAGGAGAUCCCUCUUGAAACCUGUAAAAUCUUUGAGAAGAACCAGGCUUUGAAUAUCACAGCUCAGCAGAAAUGGCCUUUGCUGAGAGCCAACAGCAGCGGCCUGUACAAGUGUGAGCUCUGUGAGUUUAACAGCAAGUACUUCUCUGAUUUAAAGCAGCACAUGAUCCUGAAGCAUAAGACGUGUGCGGACACUCAUGUCUGUAAAGUUUGUAAAGAAAACUUCUCCAGCAAAGUGCAGCUCAUUGAACAUGUGAAACUGCACGAGGAGGACCCAUACAUCUGUAAAUACUGUGAUUACAAAACGGUGAUAUUUGAGAAUCUGAGUCAGCACAUAGCAGACACUCACUUCAAUGACCACCUUUAUUGGUGCGAGCAGUGCGAUAUGCAGUUCUCCUCCAGCAGCGAGCUGUACCUGCACUUCCAGGAGCACAGCUGUGACGAGCAGUAUUUGUGUCAAUUCUGUGAGCAUGAAACAAACGAUCCAGAAGAUCUGCACAGCCACGUGGUGAAUGAACACGCGUGCCGACUGAUAGAGCUCAGCGACAGCUAUCAUAACAAGGAGCGUGGACAGUACAGCCUCAUAAACAAAAUCAGUUUUGACAAAUGCAAAAACUUCUUUGUAUGCCAAGUGUGUGGCUUUAGGAGCAGGCUGCAUACAAACGUCAACAGGCACGUAGCUAUUGAACACACCAAAAUAUUCCCUCAUGUUUGUGAUGACUGUGGAAAGGGCUUUUCAGGUAUGUUGGAGUAUUGCAAGCAUUUAAGCUCUCAUUUAUCUGAAGGGAUUUAUUUGUGUCAGUACUGUGAGUAUUCAACAGGACAGAUUGAAGACCUUAAAACCCAUUUGGAUUUCAGGCAUUCCACAGACUUGCCACAUAAAUGUACUGAUUGUUUAAUGAGAUUUGGAAAUGAAAAAGAUCUUCUAAGUCAUCUUCAGAUACAUGAGACAGCUUGAUUAUUUUCUUUCCCUGCAAUAAGCUUGUUAGGAUUGGAAUUAAAAACACGAUAUUAAAUACAGUUUUAAUAGCACUUGUACAAUUAUAAUGUUUUUAUGUCAACGAAGCAUGUGUAAUGGCUUGGUGUUAGGAAUUUCCUUUCCUAGGAGCUUCCGUAGGUAUAAUCACACGUACAGUGGGAUGGAUCGCAUUCUGGGGGGAGGGACAGGGAAUAGUUGCAUGUCGUAAUAGUUCCAACUGUUAUCCCACACUUUCACAUGAAAGGUACAACAGCAGCUCUUUGGAGUUUGAUAUGACAGAGGGAAAGCCAGCUUCUCCGUCCAUGCUGAAGUAAUACCAUACUGAUCUCAGCUGCAUCUCCUACUCAUGUUAUCCUCCACAGCAGCAGGGCACUGCUCGCUUUUAGAAAAUGGCACCAGCUUGCUGAAGAUAACUGCGUUCCAAAAAUUCCUGAGCAUGAGAAUGUCAAAAUUCAUAUGUCAGCCUGUAUUGACCACCUUGUAUUCUUGAUAAGCUUUUAAAAUUGGUGCGUCUUUCUCUCAAGGUUACCUAUCCUACCUCAUCGUUUGUUUGAGUCUUUGGUCAGUGUUCAACUUCAAAUCCUGUCCCAACAAUGCUUUCAUCCACACAUUUAAUAGGGACUGCCAACAUCACUUCCAUUUCUUUUAUUUACCUUCAGUUGCUGUCUUUGUUUUGAUGCACAAAGGAGACAUAUGUACUGCUUGUGUGCAGUCUGGGUUGGGUUUUAAGCGGCAAUUCUAAGGGGAUGUGUGAAGUGAUCCAGCUGAGAAUAUAUAGUGUAACUUUCAUAUUUAAAAUCUUAGUUUAGCUCUGAAAUAUGUCACCAACCUCAUUUGGAGAAAGCCUCUGUAAGUAAACUAGUUCAUAAUUAUUCUGUAGAUUUAUAAUUAGCUUUCUAUGACUAGUAAUUUGAGGGAAGUGAUUUUAAAUCUGUAUGUGAUAAAUGUACUGGUUCAAACACUGGUAUGGUUUAAAAAAAAUAAUCAUUUAAAAGUGGUUUAGUACAGCUAUUCUGAUUAGAUAGAUAGUGUUCUUUGGGCAUUACAAUCUUACUAAGUGAAUUUUUAAGCUUCAGUCCAUAGCUGUGUUUCUCAGUGACUGAUAGUUGUACAGUAAUUAAGGGUGAGAUCAUUUAGACUGUUUAGCUAUCAGGGUGAAGUAAUCCAUAAAAUGGUGGAGUUUGUUUCUGUACUGAUUGUAAAUUUGUAAGAUUGUCUAAUGUAAGUAUUAUAUAGGCAUAAUUAAUGUAUAAAACAUUUCCUGAUUGGUGA
Lagopus leucura (white-tailed ptarmigan) is the source of this 2969-nucleotide messenger RNA. It is a transcript of the gene ZNF639, whose product is annotated as zinc finger protein 639. The transcript is spliced from 6 exons. Lineage: Eukaryota; Metazoa; Chordata; Aves; Galliformes; Phasianidae. Bases 228 to 1676 code for a protein of 482 amino acids. Gene Ontology annotation, molecular function: DNA-binding transcription factor activity, RNA polymerase II-specific; RNA polymerase II transcription regulatory region sequence-specific DNA binding. Gene Ontology annotation, biological process: regulation of transcription by RNA polymerase II. Gene Ontology annotation, cellular component: nucleus. The record is from RefSeq and is a predicted model, not a curated record.